Molecule: messenger RNA, 4321 nt
Organism: Acanthopagrus latus (yellowfin seabream)
Lineage: Eukaryota; Metazoa; Chordata; Actinopteri; Spariformes; Sparidae
Gene: nfkb1
Product: nuclear factor of kappa light polypeptide gene enhancer in B-cells 1
Exons: 24
Coding region: 310-3135 (941 amino acids)
Biological process (GO): inflammatory response; regulation of transcription by RNA polymerase II; cellular response to stress
Cellular component (GO): cytoplasm
Molecular function (GO): DNA-binding transcription factor activity, RNA polymerase II-specific; protein binding; RNA polymerase II cis-regulatory region sequence-specific DNA binding
Source: RefSeq, a predicted model, not a curated record
GGGAAGGAAAUGAAGUUGAUGAUCGACAGAGACAAACUUGUGUCAGCUGCACGGCUCCGCUGCCGCUGCUGCUCAGGAUCAAACAUAAUUUUUUCUGUCGGAUUAAAAUCAUUUUUGCCUUUCAUUAACUGUACCGGUGGUGUCGCGUCAUGACGCACUCUGAUUAAACCGAGCAGUUGUAAAUGGAUCCAGUGGCUCAGUGCGGACAUGGCGAAAUGAUGUGCAGAAGUCAACUGAAGUGAAGCGGACUGUCACUUAUAGUUCAUGUUGAGAGCCCGACUGUUAACCUGACCGAGCUAACCAGACACCAUGGCUGGAGACGACCCCUACCUUCAUACUACUAACCAGAUUCUGAUGGAGAUGAUGGAUCCCACACCAUGGGAGUUCACACCCUUUCCUGUAAUGUCUCAGACGUCCAUGCGGACAGUUUCAGCUGACGGACCGUACCUACAGAUUGUGGAGCAGCCCAAACAGCGUGGCUUCAGGUUCAGGUACGGCUGUGAGGGUCCGUCUCACGGUGGUCUACCUGGCGCCUCCAGUGAGAAGAACAGAAAGACCUACCCCACUGUCAAGAUCAGUAACUACCAGGGUCCAGCCCGUGUAGUGGUGCAGCUGGUGACGGCAGUGACGCCCCACCCUCAGCUCCAUGCUCACAGUCUGGUGGGGAAACAGUGUGACAAAGGGAUCUGCAUCGCCGACCUGCAGCCCAAAGACUCCAACAUCAGUUUUCCAAAUCUGGGCAUCCUCCAUGUGACGAAGAAGAACGUGGCGAAGACUCUGGAGGAGAGAAUGGUGGAAGCCUUCAGGAUGGGAUACAAUUGUGGAGUCUCCAUACACCCCGAUAUUGACGGGCUGCAAGGAGAAGUCCGCGUCCCCCGAGACCUCACUGACCACCAGCGCAGUGUAAUCAGCAGUGCGGCGGCACUUCAGGCUAAAGAAAUGGACCUCAGUGUGGUUCGGCUCAUGUUCACUGCGUUCCUCCCUGACAGCGAUGGAGGUUUCUCCAGACGACUCGAGCCUGCUGUGUCUGAACCAAUCUACGACAGCAAGGCUCCAAACGCCUCCAACCUGAAGAUCGUGAGGAUGGAUCGAACUGCUGGCUGUGUAAGCGGAGGAGAGGAGGUCUACCUGCUCUGUGACAAAGUCCAGAAAGAUGAUAUCCAGGUUCGUUUCUUUGAAGAAGACGAUACGGGGUUGACUUGGGAGGCUCUGGGAGAUUUUUCCCCGACAGACGUUCACAGACAGUUCGCCAUCGUGUUCAAGACUCCAAAGUAUCGAGACCAGAACCUGCAGAAGCCGACGUCGGUGUUUGUCCAGCUGAAGAGGAAGUCUGACAACGAGACGAGCGAGCCAAAACCCUUCACCUACCACCCCCAGAUCAUAGACAAGGAGGAGGUGCAGAGGAAGAGACAGAAGACAUUACCAACUUUCCAUGACUUCAGUGGUCAUGGUGGAGGAGGAGGAGGAGGUCUGUACCGAGGUGGGGGAGGAGGUCCAGCAGCAGGAGGACCCGGCUCUGCAGGAGGAGGAGGAGGAGGAGGAGCGUACUUCCAGGGCUUCACCACCUACAACUAUGGAGGAGGAGGAGGAGGAGGUGGUGGAGGUUUCUCCACAGGAUACUCAGCUGGUCUGGGAGGUGGAGGAGGCGGCAUCAAACACGCCUCUCAGAGUGAAGCAGCAGAUGACAGCAGUGACGAUGACAGCGAUCCAGAUGAUGACUCGGGGUCAGGGGUCACACUGAGAUCUUCAGCCCAGCGAGGAGACCUAGAGGUGGAGGAGAGGACUGAGAAGGAAGGGGUCAGUGUGGAGCCUCAUACAGAUGAGCGGUCGGUUGAGGAGAGCAGCAGACAGCUGGAGGCGCUGUUUAAGUACUCAGUUACAGGAGACUCGGCCUACCUUCUGGCCACACAGCGCCAACUGAUGGACGCACAGGACGAGGACGGAGACACUGGGAUCCACCUGGCAGUUCUACACAGCCAGCAGGAAGCGCUGAAGAGUCUGACUCAGGUUGUCUCUGCUCUGCCUGGACAGGAUGUUCUCAACAUGAGGAACCACCUCUACCAGACUCCUUUGCACCUGGCGGUAAUCACCCAGCAGCGGGAGGCAGUGGAAGCACUGCUGCUGGCCGGUGCUGACCCGACACUGACAGAUCGUCAUGGCAACACCGUGCUCCACCUGGCAUCCAAGCUGGAAGGAGGAGGAGGAAUGGUCCAGUUUUUACUGCAGCACAAAGAGCUGAGAGCACUGCUGGAACACACCAACACAGCAGGUCUGUGUGCGAUCCACCUGGCAGUUCUGGCCAAUCAGCUGUCUUCUCUCAGGGAGCUGCUGGAGGGCGGAGCUAAUGUAGAGACACCGGAGCGCAGCUGUGGACGGACCGCCCUCCACCUCGCCACCGAGAGUGACAACGUGUCACUGGCUGGCUGCCUGCUGCUGGAGGGAAACGCCAACGUGGACUGCUUAACCUUCAAUGGCUCCACCCCCCUCCACAUUGCCGCAGGACGGGGUUCCAUCAAGCUAACGGCUCUUCUGAUGGCUGCAGGUGCAGACCCUCAUAAGGAGAACUUUGAGCCGCUGUUCUUUAGGGAGGAGGACUGCUGUGAUGAAGAGAGGGAGGAAGAGGAUGAAGAUGAAGGCUACAUCCCAGGAACUACUCCACUCAGCAUGGCCGCCAGCACUCAGGUGUUGGAGCUUCUGAAUGGUAAAGAAUAUGAACCAAAGUCUCCACACAGACCGCUGUCUCCUCCUCCGGGUGACCUGGUGAGUCUGGACGUGGAGGUGAAGCAGCAGCUGUGUGGCGCUCUGGAGAGUGAAGGAUGCUGGGAGAGUCUGGCUCACAGUCUGGGUCUGGGCAUCCUCAACACGGCCUUCAGACUGAGCCCCUCCCCAGCCAAGACACUGCUGGACAGCUACGAGGUUUCAGGUGGGACGGUCUCUGACCUGUUGGCUGGACUGAGGUCCGUUGGAGAGUGCGAAGCACUUGGCGUCCUGGAGGAGGCACUACGUCACCGCGACGUCCAGGAGACAAAGACGACCAAUGAGAGGAGAGGAGGGUCUCAGGUUCAGGACCUGAAGGCUGAUGUCCAGAUCGACAGCGGGGUGUGUGACAGCGGGGUGGAGCUCUCCACGGCGUGACCGUCUCAUUGGUCGAUGUCAAGUCCAGAAAAAGCACAAUUCAUGCAUCCGUCAUCAACCAUCGUCCAACAAUUGAGGGAACGAUGCACCUCCUCUCUCAUAAAUGUUUCUCCUCACAAACAUUUGAACAGAUUUAAACAGAACAUAGCAGCAGUUUAACUGACAUGAGCUAAAAAGUCAACGAUCGAUUCUUGUUUUAAUGAAAGAGAAGUAUUUGGUUGGAGGUUUCUCAGCCCACACUACACUCCAACAGUUCAACCAAAGAAUCUAAAUCUGUUUUUGUUCCUCGCUCAAAGAAAGCUGUUGGUUUACAGGAAUAAUUCACCCAAAAUGAACCUUUUUCUCCCUCAUGUGGAAACAUGUUCUGUCGGCUGGUGAACGAAGAGAUGAUGAGAGAGUUUCUGUUGGAUUUUAGGAUUUGAUGAGCAUUCAGCAGGUUGUUUUUCUGUAGCAGACAUCACGUCUGCAGGGGAAAGGUGCUAUUAACACUGAAAUGAUUGUAAAAGAGGCUAAUUCGCCCUGAAAGGAGGAGUUCAGACUGUUGGACGUUUGUCUUAAAGUGACACUCACAUGUUUUAUGUAUUCAUGUGUUUGUAAUGAUUCCUGCUGAUCAUUCUGGCUGUGACAAACACUCCCCACACUGGUCAUGUGGUGAACGACAGUAAAUCAGUUUUUAUGUCACAUUUUCAUCUGUGAUGAAGCUGCUCUGUUCGUAUUUGAUGGGCUGACUGGAAUCAUUACAAACAUCAACAUCUCAUGUGAAUAUUCUAUUAAUUCAGACUGAAAACAUCUGAAAUCGUCCUUUAAGUGUGCAUGUUUUUAAAGAUUAAAAAAAAAAUUAUUUAGUGUUUUUCUAUUUUAAAGGCCAUUUCAUUUCCUGUCCGUCUCACCACUGAAAACUUGUCAAAGCUGCAGCAGCGAGAUGAAUUUAACAAGCUGUCGUUCACGUCUCUUCAGUCUUUGAUCGAUUUAUAUUCGACUGGAAUCAGGAGGAACUGUUAGCGUAGCUUCAACAAGAGAUACAUGACUUACUGCAAAGCAUUGUGGGAAAGGAGCAGUCGUCCUCAGUGAGAAACCAAAGCUUCUCUGUGAUGAUAUUUAUAUCUUCGCUCUGCACUGUACAGUUCAACAUGAGCUUCUCUUUGGUCAUACUGUUUUUUUUAAAUAAAUGUGUUUUUUAUAUUUA